Heterotrigona itama is the source of this 1053-nucleotide messenger RNA. NCBI's taxonomy places the organism in Eukaryota, Metazoa, Arthropoda, Insecta, Hymenoptera, Apidae. The record is from the annotation of a GenBank genome assembly.
AUGUCGACGAAAGCAGAAGGGCCAUCAUCUCCACGACAGUUUUUUGCACGAAUUUAUGGACACCUCGAAGCGAAAAAGGUUGAUGGUACCGAUAAUAACGAAGAAAAACCCAAGCCGAAAUCGAGCUUCGACUUUACUUCAAAUAUUCUUCUGUACAAUAGAAACACGUUAGAUGCAGACAAUUCGUGCAAUUCCUCAACCGAUGAAGUUAUACAAGUAAUGAGCAUAAAAGAAAGAUCCUCGGAACGAGGCGAAAAACAGAAUAACAAUGAAACAAACGCGUUAGCCAACGAGAAAGAAAAGACCUCGAAUUUUGUUAAUUUAAGAUUACCAUUGUUUCAUGAGCUCCAUCAAUCUGGGCCGGUUAAUAAUCCUGUAUUCUUAUCUCAAGUUACAUAUCCGUCUGCGCUUCCACCACAUUUUCAUAAUUUGCCGUAUUUCCCAACCACGGAACACCAUUUGCAAGGAUUCUCAGCUUUCUGUAAGAGGAAGGAAGGACGACCACGGAGGCAAAGAACUACUUUCAGCGGGGAACAAACAUUGAGAUUGGAAGUCGAAUAUCGUAGGGGAGAAUAUAUUUCCCGAGGAAGAAGAUUUGAACUUGCUACAUCCCUGCACCUUACGGAAACGCAGAUAAAAAUUUGGUUUCAAAAUCGUCGUGCCAAGGACAAGAGGAUAGAAAAAGCGCAGCUUGAUCAAUAUUACCGGAACUUAGCAAUUUCCAGUACAAUGAUAAAUUUACCAAUUUAUGGUAGGAAUGGAUUCUGUGAAUUCUGCUUUUAUAAAAAAACCUUUGGAUCUGCGACUAACCAUUCUUGUACUUUGAUGAAUCCUGUUACUGGAACUUUUACAAAAUCACAAUGUAAUGAAAGUGAAGUGUUAGACAAUACACCAAAUGUCUUUUCUCAUAAUCUAAUAGAAAUAUUAAAAAACAUUAAUAUCAUGCAUAAUCUGUCAUUUAAAACCCCUAUGUCUAAACAAAUGAAUCUAAUAUUCCUACCUGUAGUUGUACAACAGAAGCUAGCAAGAAGCCUAGCAAAGCCUAGCCUUGCU